AUGAAAUCGGACAACGAUUACGGCUUCCUGUGUCUUCCAAGCAAGGAGGAGCACGAACAGGAACCAGUCUACCGCGCACCUUCUCACUACAACCCUCUUCACACCUUUCAUCUUCCCACCGGCCAAGGACGGCACUACAAGCAACAAUAUGGCGACAUGUACUUUUUGCGACUGGCCAAGUUAAAGCCCAGUGUGGAACAAGUUGCGACGGACGCUUGGGAUGGACUCAUUAUUGCCGGAGAAAAAGUUCGACGCGUUGAUCGAGUGCUUGAUGUGCGACAGGGAGAGCUUUGCUGGGUGGCCGGUACGGUGUACAUGGAUUUGCCAAUGAAGCCGAACAUUCUGGACGACCUUACGAAGGAGAACUUCACCUCUGCACCCCCUCCCCGCCGCACCUACACCGACCCUCUCGAUCCCUCCGCGACCCAGAUUAUGUUGGAGGAUGAGUCGGGUCGCCUAAGACUUACUGGAAACUUCCUUCGGACUACUCAGCUGGCUACAGGCGCUAUUAUCGCCGCUCUGGGUACUGAAAACGCCAAUGGAGACUUUGAAGUCAUUGAUAUCAAGCUCCCAGAUCUGGCACCACAGCCUCAGCGAUGGGAGGGCACUUCACAGAUCAGAUCAGAUGCUGAAAAGCAAAGCGGCAAAAUUGCGUUCGUCAGUGGGCUGGGUAUUACAGGAACAUCAAGCGACACACUUACUUUGGAGCUAUUGACGGAUUACCUUCUGGGCUACACCGGUUUUUCGGGCCACGACAACGACAGCCCUUCCACCAGUUCCUCAAAAAUCACUCGCCUGAUUAUUGCAGGCAAUUCACUUGGCGCCAGUGUGACUAUUGAUGCUGCGGCUGGAUCUGACAAGACAGCUAUCGGAAAGAAGGCCGCGCCGAAAAAGUACGGAUAUGACGCCUCCGCAUACAAUUCGUCGCCCAUCACACAACUCGACAACUUCCUAGCAGAUAUUCUGCCUAGCAUUCCCGUGACGCUCAUGCCAGGUGACAAGGAUCCUGCCAACUUCUCUCUUCCCCAGCAGGGAAUCCAUCGCGCCAUGUUCCCGCAGGCCAGGGCGUACUCUGCACCCCCAGCUCGUGGCGAAGACAAGCCUGAAGUAGGUUGGUUUGACAGUGUCACCAACCCCUGGGAGGGCGACGUCGAGGGAUGGCGGGUAUGGGGAUGCAGUGGGCAGAACGUUGACGAUGUGCUCCGAUACCUCAACUUCGAGAGCACUGAGCUCAGCAUUGACGGAGAGACAGAUGACUCUGCGUCCCGUGUUCGAGUCAUGGAAGCCAUGCUUCGCUGGCGAUGCGGCGUUCCAACUGCGCCUGACACAAUCUGGUCAUAUCCAUUCCAGACGGACGAUCCAUUCGUUCUGGAAACCUGCCCGCACAUCUUUUUCGCUGGUAACCAGCCAUCAUUCAAGACUGCCACUAUUGAAGGCGAUGUCCCUCUACGUUUGGAUGAGGACACUGAUAUGAUGGACACCAACGAUAAAUCCGAUGGUGCCCGUGUGCGACUUCUUGCUAUUCCCAAAUUCAAUGAAACAGGCGAGUUGAUUCUAGUUGACACCGAGACCUUGGAGGUAGAGGUAGUCAAAUUCGGUGUUUUCAAGGGACAAGAAGAACAAAAGUGA
Messenger RNA from Penicillium antarcticum, 1629 nucleotides. RefSeq names its product DNA-directed DNA polymerase delta subunit POL31. Gene Ontology annotation, cellular component: delta DNA polymerase complex. Lineage: Eukaryota; Fungi; Ascomycota; Eurotiomycetes; Eurotiales; Aspergillaceae. Gene Ontology annotation, molecular function: DNA binding. The transcript has 5 exons. Gene Ontology annotation, biological process: DNA strand elongation involved in DNA replication; DNA replication. The record is from RefSeq and is a predicted model, not a curated record. Bases 1 to 1629 code for a protein of 542 amino acids.